Fusarium oxysporum Fo47 is the source of this 717-nucleotide messenger RNA. RefSeq names its product tRNA (carboxymethyluridine(34)-5-O)-methyltransferase. Gene Ontology annotation, molecular function: S-adenosylmethionine-dependent methyltransferase activity; tRNA binding. Bases 1 to 717 code for a protein of 238 amino acids. Lineage: Eukaryota; Fungi; Ascomycota; Sordariomycetes; Hypocreales; Nectriaceae. The transcript has 2 exons. Gene Ontology annotation, biological process: tRNA wobble uridine modification. Gene Ontology annotation, cellular component: nucleus; cytoplasm. The record is from RefSeq and is a predicted model, not a curated record.
AUGGUUGGUUUGGCGCCAGAGACAUACGAGGCCACCCACGUUCACGCAGUCUACGAAGCCAUCGCACCGCACUUCUCGGCCACCCGCCAUAAGCCCUGGCCUCGGGUUGCCAGCUUCUUGCUAUCUCAACCGCCCGGUAGUCUCGGCCUCGAUGUGGGCUGCGGCAACGGCAAGUAUCUACGUGUCAACCCAUCUGUACAUCUACUUGGCUCCGACCGGAGUCCAGCUCUCGUCCAGCUCGCCCGGACUGAGCUGAGACGGCCGCGGGAAGACGGUGUUGAGCAUGAUCCUAGAGUAUCUGAUGUAGAUGUUGCUGUCGCCGAUGGCUUCGCGCUUCCUUAUCGCAACGGAGCCGCUGACUUUGUUAUCUGCAUCGCUGUUGUGCACCAUAUGUCGACACGCGAGAGAAGACAAGCCGCCAUUGCUGAGUUACUGGCACUCGUAACUCCCAAAGCCGGCCGUGUGCUUGUCUACGUGUGGGCUCUGGAGCAGGCGUCAAGCCGUCGCGGGUGGGACGCGAGCAGUGACCAGGAUCGCCUGGUGUCAUGGGUGAUGCGGAAGCCAAAGGGUCAAGAACCCGGAGGCACGUUCCAGCGCUACUACCACCUGUACAAGGAGGGUGAGCUCGAGGAGGAUGUCAAGGCGGCUGGGGGCAUCGUUGUAGAGACCGGCUACGAGAAGGAUAACUGGUGGGUGGUAUGUAGUCGACCGUCGUGA